Mus pahari (shrew mouse) is the source of this 2205-nucleotide messenger RNA. RefSeq lists its product as uncharacterized. Lineage: Eukaryota; Metazoa; Chordata; Mammalia; Rodentia; Muridae. The transcript has 3 exons. Bases 29 to 496 code for a protein of 155 amino acids. The record is from RefSeq and is a predicted model, not a curated record.
GAGUUGGGAAGGCUGAACUGAGAACAGGAUGCAAGAAGCCCUGUUGUCUCUACACCACAAGAAUUCCACACAUGCAUCUAGCCCCUUUCCCAGGGCUCGAGACAUCACUCUAAUCAGAAAACCGGACAAACGAAGCAGGCAACCAUCGGAGAACUCUGAAUUAGUCUCACCUUCAGACCGCGGCUCCCAGAAGCUCCUGCCUCUCUUGACAGCUGUCGCUUCGGCAGCCCAAGAGACGAAUUGUCCUCCUUCCUGGUGCCAGAGGACGCAGGAAAUUAGCCAGGUUGCAAGUUGCAAAGCAGCGGCUGCUGCUUCAGGAACUGGACGCGCCCCACCUCCAGCGACAGCGGCCGGCCUGGGCCUGGCAGCGGCUUCCCCUCGCUCGCCAUCGCCGGACAAAGCGCAGCCCAGGCAGGCUGGCAAGGCAGAGCUCCGAAGCACGCAGGAUGGAGUGGAGCAAAAGAAUGCGGCUCUAUUCUCGCAAGGGAAAUUAUAAAAAAGUUCAUGUUCACGGUUCCUAUCCACAUGACCGACAGCGGCCAAUGGAAGGGCCGAACAACUCAUAAAGUUGUAUUGCAAAGUUGUAAAUUUUCAUAAACAACAACGGAUUUAUGACCCUUUCCCCAUCACUAAGAGGAGGCGGCUCUUACACAGGCGCCAUCUUACCACCGAGGCUGUCCCGAUUUGCAGGUUUUACAGACCCUUUUAGGUCCGAUUUUAUUAAAAGAGUCCUAAGAAACUGGCCCAACCUAGUCAGGGGAUAAGAAUGGAGACCUUCGCGGGCCCAGCUCAGGAUGCUCUAAGCUACUUCCACCGCCUCUCGCCCCUGGUCUCUCGCCUCUAGCCCCUUCCCCAGCCACAGUCCUUCCUAAGCAACAGGACUUGACUAGGUUGCAUUGCAGGGUUUGAGGCCCAUGGCGGUCCAAGAAGCCCUCAGCUGCAGUGUUGGACCCUGGGGCAUCCUCACCCUUACUGAAGGCUAAGUGGGGGUACUGCGGCAGGGACCCUGAAUCCCAUUUCUUCCCUACCCUGGGACUGUACUCAAGGCGCAUUUGGAAUCCGGAAUCAAUUAGAGGGUAGGUAAUACCCUUUUAGAGCUUAGUCUACACCUUUAGAGGAAAGUUGAAUUUGGAAUUCGUUCAUGGAAUUUAUGAAAGUUUGAGAGGCUGUAGAUAGAAUAUACAAUAUACGGUAUUAACAAAUAGUCUGUUUUCAAUGGAUCUAAAUAGAUAUUGGUGUACAUACAAUAGCCAGGCCAAAAAAAAAAAAAGAAAUCUACAAAGAGGAAGGCAUAUAUACAAUUAUAGUCACAGAAAAACACAGAACCCCCACACACAAUUAUAGAUAUGAGAAAUGUUGAUACACACGCACAUGUGUGAGAAUGCAUACAAUUAUGAUAACUAUAAGCAAGCACACAGAGAAAUAGAAAUGUGCUUAAGUACACAUAAAAAACAUGUGAAAAGAGACAUGAUACAUUUGUCCAUGAAUAGCUAAAACUUGGACUCAGGGACAGUGUCUCUGCAUUUGUUUCCCAUGUCUCUUUGGCCUACAGCCAGGGUUGACCCUUCUGUUAUGGUCAUUUCCCCUUGCCCAAGACCCUCUGGAUAAAGCAGUCCGUGUUUCUUUGUCACCAAGCAUCUUUAUUGUUACAUAAAACACAGGUAGCUGGGCUGGGAAUCGUGCCUUCUCUGAACUCCAGGCUGGGGGGGGGGGACAUGAGGAGACAAGGGAGAUGAUGGCCUCGGGUGGGUGCUGGACUUCCCCCACCCACUACAGAAUUAGUUCAAUACAACACACCAUGCUACAAAGUGACCCCAUUAAAAUAUCCUUCCCAAGUCAAGACACUCCUUUACAAAUGAGCUCCAAGAUUAUAGAAAUGACAACAACAUAAAAAAAAUCUGGUUCAAAUAUACAGUAUUUGUCCUUGUAGGAAAAGUCAGGGUCUACAUAUUUGACAUGGUUGAACAGUAGGACACAGAAGCAAGGGAGAGAGGACAGUGAGUCUGGGAACAUCUCCUUAGUCCCACAAAAACAAAACCCGAAGCUAUUCCAGAGGAUGGCAGCCAGCUCGGGAAUGCUCCCCUCCUGAAGUAGGGGUAAUGGCUCUGACCUUGAGGUAUCAAAGCCAGAGAAAGAGGGAUUCUAGGUUGCAGCACUUGGUAUGCUUUGGAAUAAAUAUAUUAAUUUUCAAUUUAAAUAGAAGCC